Messenger RNA from Maudiozyma barnettii, 1890 nucleotides. RefSeq names its product putative aspartic endopeptidase (gene YPS7). Gene Ontology annotation, molecular function: aspartic-type endopeptidase activity. Gene Ontology annotation, biological process: proteolysis. NCBI's taxonomy places the organism in Eukaryota, Fungi, Ascomycota, Saccharomycetes, Saccharomycetales, Saccharomycetaceae. The transcript has a single exon. The record is from RefSeq and is a predicted model, not a curated record. The coding region runs from base 1 to 1890 and encodes 629 amino acids.
AUGACUGGAAACAAUAAAAAUAAUACUUACGUGAUAAGUUGCCGAUCGUUUCUUCUGUGUAUACUUACAUUCGUUGUCAGUACGAAUUGUUUCAAAUUCACUAACGAUAAAAUUCUUACAAAUGUCGGAUCAGAUGUCAGAGAGUUUCCAACUUUAUUGGUCGGUAAGAAUAAUAACAAUUAUUAUUAUAUCAAUAUAACGUUUGGUACACCUGGACAAUUACAAACGUUGGCAUUGGAUACAGCAAACCCAUAUAGUUGGGUAUUAUCAGGAGAAGAAGAUAGUCAAUGUGGUAAUCGUUCAAAUUGUGAAGAUACAACGUUAUAUUUGCGAAAUGAAUCAUCUACAGCUGUAGAUAUUAACCCCGGCGAAACAUAUAGUCUGAACUUUAUUGAAGGUAUUGAGGUUAAUGGAACCGCAGUAAGUGAUGUAUUAACUUUCCCUAAUAUUACUAUCUUAACAGAUGAUGAUUCCUCUAUUGUGAGUCCUUUCACAAAAUCAAUACACAACACUACUACUAACGUGACAUUUUCUAAUAGUUAUUUGAAAAUCUCCCAACCUUACUUCCUCAAUGUUAAUGAAUCGAGUAAUCUAUAUUCGGGUGUCCUAGGGCUUGGUGGUUUGAUCACAUAUCCGGGAAACGCUAUUGACUAUAGGAAUUUUGAUAAUGAUGAAUUUUAUUUUAUGAAAAGUUUAGUGGAUGCUAAUAUUAUUGAUAGUGCCAGUUAUUCACUUUGGUUAAACAAUGAUUCUACUUCUGUGCAAACUUCAAUCUCGGGAAACAUGUUGAAUGAUGGUAGUGGAAGAUUGAUAUUGGGUGCAGUGGAUCCAAUAUUGUUUACGAAAGAUCUUAUUCAAUUUGAUAUGAUUCCAUUUAUGGAUACUAGUACAGGUGUAGCAAGUACAGGGUAUCCGAUUUUACCAAUGGGUCCCAUCUAUAUUACCAACGUUGAUAAAGAAAGUCUCAACAUGACCUCCAAGGAUUAUUUGGAACCCGUAUUGAUUGAUUCUAGUUUUGUGGGUAGUUAUUUACCUGUAAGUACAAUUAUUCAAAUUGCUAUCCAGAUCGGUGCUACUUAUGUUGAAUCUCUAGAUAGAUGGUUAGUUAGAUGUGAUGUCGGUACAGUUGGAGCUCAUAUCGAUUUUACAUUUGAUGAGGUAACAAUAAAGGUUCCUUUACAGCAUUUACUAAGCACCACCUUUGAUGCCAGUGUGAAUGAAACCACACAUUUCUCAGAUGGUCAAGCAGCAUGUUUCUUGAAGCUUUAUGCCAACAGUUACAUCGGGUUCAAUGUCCUUGGGGAAUCCUUCCUGCGUAAUGCAUACUUAGCAGUGGAUUUGGAAGGUGGUACAGUUGCUCUUGCUCAGGCUAAUAGUCCUGAUCAGAUCUCCAGUAGUAUUAGUGGCAUUAGCAGUAGUAGUAGUACCAGUAGUAGUAGUACCAGUACUACAAAGGGUGCCUCUACAAACUCAAGUACCUCCGGUGUGGCCACUACUGUGCGUGCUAUUCAAUCGGGUUAUAUCCCCUAUGCUACAUACAAGAAAUAUAACGACUCAUUACUUACAUUAUAUCCAGCAAGUGUCAGUUCUUUGAGUUCCAAUAUCCCAGGUCAAUACACAGCUACUAUCUUCUCUAACGGUAUUGUGACGGCUCCUGCGAGAUCCUUCUACGACACGUCCAGAACCUCGUCAACGGCGAAGUCCUCAUCGACACAAUUCAAUAGUCUAUCGAUAAACUUGUCGAGUGCGACGGCUUCCCGUGCUGCUAGUGCUGCUGCACCAGACAAUCAUGUACCUCUACGGACAGUUUGUUCUUUCAUCUUAGACAUAUCACCACUAGGUCUCAUGACGUCGCUAGUGGGCCUCAUCGUACUGAACAUGAUCAUCUAG